Protopterus annectens (West African lungfish) is the source of this 5562-nucleotide messenger RNA. RefSeq names its product polypeptide N-acetylgalactosaminyltransferase 9 (gene GALNT9). The transcript is spliced from 11 exons. Lineage: Eukaryota; Metazoa; Chordata; Ceratodontiformes; Protopteridae. Gene Ontology annotation, cellular component: Golgi apparatus. The record is from RefSeq and is a predicted model, not a curated record. The coding region runs from base 542 to 2356 and encodes 604 amino acids.
ACGCCACCGAGAAGCGUCUCUUUGGCAGAGCGCGAGACGGGCGCGAGCAAUUCCAAGCACUUGACUCCCAGACCACUUCAGCGCUGGCGAUCGGUUAGCAGGACCGUUGUAUUAGCGGACUGGCCGUUAGUGCCCACCAGCAUGCUGCUGGACCUGCAAGCUUUUCAAGCAGCUGAACUGUAAACCAUUACUUGUUUCUGUUGUGCACAGGGAUGCCAAAUCAUCAGCUAUACAAAAUAUAAUAUAUAUCAUCCAGCACAAGCAGCCUGUGCUCCUCUAGUUUGUUGGAAGAUUGAAAGAAAGGCACUAACAAUAAUAAACUUGCGUGAUGAGACACACGUAUGGUAGUAUCUACAAUGGCAUGCACUGCAUCUUCGAAGGGCUCUAGUACUUGAGAUGACGCUCUGUGGUUUGCGUGGUGCUGAAGGGAUAGUUCCCGCAGCAUCUUCUCGGGCAGCGGUCAUAUUCAUGAAUUGGAUUAUUGUAUAAAUGCCUGGUCAAGGUCACUAUGCCUUGAUGUUGAUAGAAUUUAGUGGCGUCCAUGGCUGUAGCAAGAAAAAUCAAAACUUUACUGACUGUUAACAUACUCGUUUUUGUUGGGAUCAUCCUCUUCUCUGUAUACUGCAGGAUUCAGGACCGAUCAGAGGAGCUGGUGCAGAUAGUGAGAAGUUCCGAUCGCAGGGCAAGGAGCAAGAAUGCCAAAGCCGGCACUCUACUGGACAGGGAGUCCAUACUACAAAGGCUAGACCAUCUGGAAGAAGUGGUUUACAACCAAUUAAAUGGACUUGCUAAGCCCAUGGGCCUAGUUGAAGGGCCAGGAGGACUAGGACAAGGAGGUCUAGCUGCUACCUUGAGAGAUGAUAGUCAUGAAUCAGAAACAAAGUAUGAAGAAUAUGGUUAUAAUGCUCAACUCAGUGACCGCAUCUCACUGGAUAGGUCCAUACCAGACUACAGACCUAAAAAGUGCAAACAGAUGACAUAUCCAGCAGAACUACCACAGGUUUCAGUCGUCUUCAUAUUUGUUAAUGAGGCCCUGUCUGUUAUUUUGCGAUCAGUGCACAGUGUUGUGAAUCACACACCAUCACAUCUGCUAAAGGAGAUCAUUCUUGUGGAUGAUAACAGUGACAAUGUGGAGCUGAAAUUUAACCUUGACCAGUAUGUCAGUAAACGGUACCCAGGCUUAGUGAAAAUAGUACGCAAUAAUAAGCGUGAAGGAUUGAUUCGAGCCAGGAUACAGGGAUGGAAAGCAGCCACAGCCCCUGUUGUUGGAUUCUUUGAUGCUCAUGUUGAAUUCAGUAUUGGUUGGCUUGAACCAGUCCUCACCAGGAUUAAACAAGAUCGUAGCCGCAUCAUUUUGCCAGCAAUCGAUAAUAUUAAGUACAACACGUUUGAAGUUCAGCAGUAUGCUAAUGCUGCUCAUGGUUACAACUGGGGACUAUGGUGCAUGUACAUCAUCCCGCCUCAGGAGUGGCUGGACAAAGGCGAUGAGUCUGCUCCAAUCAGGACACCAGCGAUGAUUGGUUGCUCAUUUGUUGUUGAGCGUGAAUAUUUUGGUGAGAUUGGACUGCUUGACCCUGGCAUGGAGGUUUAUGGUGGAGAAAACAUUGAGCUCGGUAUGAGGGUAUGGCAGUGUGGAGGUAGCAUGGAGGUCCUUCCUUGUUCCAGAGUAGCUCACAUUGAACGUACAAAGAAGCCUUACAAUAAUGAUAUUGAUUAUUAUGCAAAGCGCAAUGCAUUACGAGCUGCAGAAGUCUGGAUGGAUGAAUUCAAGUCACAUGUUUACAUGGCAUGGAACAUACCAAUGAAUAACCCAGGAGUUGAUUUUGGGGAUGUCUCUGACAGACUAGCUCUUCGCAAACGGCUACAGUGUCAGAACUUUAGAUGGUAUCUUCAAAAUGUUUAUCCUGAAAUGCGAAUCUACAACAAUACCAUCACAUAUGGAGAGGUGCGCAAUGGUAAGGCUAGUGGCUACUGUCUGGACCAGGGCAUGGAGGAUGAUGACAAAGCAAUUCUUUAUCCAUGUCAUGGGAUGUCAUCUCAGCUAGUAAGGUAUACCUCGGAAGGAUUACUGCAGCUGGGGCCUCUGGGAUCCACAGCCUUUUUACCUGAUACAAAAUGCCUGGUGGAUGAUGGGAAAGGAAGAACUCCCACUUUGAAAAAAUGUGAAGAUGCGGCAAGGCCUACCCAAAGACUCUGGAACUUUACACAGAAUGGCCCCAUUGUUAGCAAAGACACUGGGAGAUGUCUGGAAGUAGAGAUGUCAAAAGAUGCCAACUUUGGUCUGCGGCUUGUCGUGCAAAGAUGCUCUGGACAAAAAUGGAUGAUAAGAAACUGGAUUAAGCAUUCGAGACAUUGACCAUACUAUUACAAAGGUGUCAUAUACAUUUUACUAAAGAAGCUGAUUUGCACCACUUUGUAUUUCACCAUAUGAAUCCACAGGCAGCCAGAGUAGGAGGACUGGACAUUCAAAACCCUCAUAUGAUGAACAUCUCCUGUUAAGAGAAGGCAUUCAUAAAUUUAUAAGAAUCUGUGGCCAAAACUGUCAUUAAAACUGCUGGGGUUGAACUUCCAUUAGAAUAAAUUAAAAAUCGACAAUAUUUUAAGAGGACAAAAUCAGGCACACCUCAGAAGGAUACUAAGCAGUAAUACACAUGGCAAGAACUCAUGCACCACAUCUGUGCUGUAAAAGUACUGUGGAUGAUUUUAUCUUACUGGAGGAAAAUCUGUAAUGACACAUGAUAUUUUACUGUUUACUUACAGAGAGGCACACAAGUAUCCUAAAGAAUGGUCAUGUGCCUUUUUAGAUAUCCUUGCUUUUUGGGGGAUUAGAACACUGCCUUCAGCAUGUUUGACUUACUGUACAAGAAACUGUGUAAAUAGUAAACUAUGAACUAUACUAUAAUAUAUUGUAAAUUGAAAAGCUGUGUUCUCUAAAACAAUUGUUCAUUAUUUGUUGAAAAGGAAAAUUAUAGUACUUAGUGAGACAACACAGGCUGGGUUUUCCUCUUUGUCUUACUAAAGUGUUUCUUUCAAAUGUUUUACUUAUAUUUUUCCAUAUUUUACCUUGUUGCAGGGAAUAGCCUAGAUGCUUUUCAGACAGGAUUUCUGUACAAUGCUACCUUUAGGGAUAACAUACAUAUUGAGUUUUGAGUAUUGGGUUAUGAUCUGCGUGGCUAAGAACAUAUAUUACCUCACACUCAGCAGGUGACCUCUGAAGCUUCACUGUUAAGGAUCUCUGUCAUUAGAUAAAAUUAGUGCCACAGACAUUUGAUUUUGCAUGGGUGUUUUUAUCAUGUUUUCCAUAAAUGCCUCACCUCAAUGACAAAACAUUGAUAAACUGAGGUUUGAUGAAAUGGGUUGAAAAUAAAUGCAGUGUUCCUAGUUAUAACUGACUUUCCACUCAAGUGGAAAAAUUGGUCAGGGGGUUGAAAUCCAAGGACUCAAAUGCUCUAGAGAUGAAAUGCCAUCAAAAAUCUACUUUCGUGGACUAUGGGCUACUGCUUUCAUGUUGUGAGUGUGUUGCCACUUUUUUUUAUUUAUAAUUACUAACAGAUGAAAGUGACACCGACAUCAGCUGCUACAUUGUAACAACAGUCUUGUUAUAUGUCCAGGUUGUUACUGAAUAAAACAAGCUGCUAUCUAUUUUUUUUAAAUGUCAAUUCAGACAUAUGUAUGUGAAUAUUUGUAAGAUUUUUCCUCUUACAUACAGAAUACAGUAUGCACUUAUAAGGUUAAAAAAGGGAGGAUUUAUGAAGAAGCAGACAGAGCCACAGCAGAUGAUAAGCCUCCAUCAUGAGUAUACUGGGUCUGUAAUGUCUAAGAAAAAAAUUACAGAGUCAAAAAAAAUUUGAAUUUCAAAAGUUAUGGUUAUGCCAUUGCAUCCGCAACUUUUAUAUACUGACUCCAAAGUCUGUAUACUUUGUAGUAAGAGGAUUAUUCCACUGCAUCACAACCUCUGGCUUCAUAUGUAUAUAUAUAUAUAUAUAUUCUAUUUUCACUUACGAUGCAUCUGCUGUAAACAUUGAAUUUAUGGUCCUUGGAAUUUUAACAGGAACCCACAAGUGACAGAGAACAUGUCAUUUUUCACAUACUAUUUGUUUAUAGGCUACUGUUUUCCUUCAGGCUACUGUACAAAAUGAAAAUACCUCAGGGUUUUAGCGGCUGACAGAUGAUAAGUCAAAAUUUAGAUUUUCAGUAAGAGUUAACCAGCUCUAAGGAUGAGUUAUUAUAAGAAAAUGUCCUUCUGGAAUGCAUUAACAGUGAAUCAGAUAUCAGAUGUUAUCUUAAUUAACACACAAUGGUAUAUUAUAUAGUAAAAUCACUCUUGCAGGUGAUAAAAACACUUUACUUCACCUUAUCCCUGAUGAAACUGUGCAGUAACAUACAACCAUGAUGUCUUGUAAUUUAAUUGUGCAAAUCCCAAGGCUGCACCUUAAGAAAAGUACAUUGAAUGUUUUUCUGAUCCUGCACAUAACAUUUAUCUCAUUAAAUAAGAACAGUAAAGACUUAAGGAUAACAGCUGCAUUGCAAUAUGCCCUCCCUUAGAAAUUUCUGUAAGUGUGGUUAAAAGAAAUGGAGAAGCAGCCCAACACAGAAAACAUUCUAAUAACAGUCCAAUGGGGUAUAAUUAAGAAUCUUGGUACAGUCUGAGAUGAGAAAAUUAUAUCCCUUAGGGUAGUCGUAACUUGACCACUUUGAUUCUCAUAGCUGAUAGUCCACAGUUGAAAACUGUCAUUCAAAAAUCUUCAAAUAAGACAUGCGGGAGAAGAUGUUUUGUUUUGUAAUGCAGCUGGAUGUGUUCCAUCUAAAUUAUCACAAAAUAUUUUCCCAAUCCUCACAUACUAUUGUCAGGAAUUCAGCUCCCUUCUGGGUACUUUUAAUAUUUUUGAAAAGGGUAAUUUUGCAAGUCAGACUUUAACACAUAAACUUUAAUUUCUUAUCACCAUAGCUGUCAGCCUCUUAUGUCCAGAAUCAUGAACAUGAAAACAUAGAGAUCAGAGAUAAAGGCACGUAAUCAAAAACACUUUUAAAAUGUUAUGAUUACUGAUUUACAACGAUGUUAGAAUAAUAGAACUUGAACUGGUAAGCAUUUCCUGAAAAUAAAAUCAGUGUAUAGUUUUAAUUGUUAUUAUUUGUUGACUGUAAUCUAGUAUCUCUUUGAAAAACAUCGGCAGUUUUAAGAGGGACAAAAAAAAUUAUAAGCCAAACUUAGACACAUUUUGAGAGGUAUGCUUACCAGAGUUAAGUGCACUUGUCUGGGUUAUUUCAUUUUCUGCUUUGUUUACUGUUUCUAGAAUUAGCAAUAUACUACAAACUUACAUCUUUAUUUGAUUCAGUCUUUGAACCCUUUUGUCAGCAUGAUUUUAUUGGUUUAGUUCUUAAUUUUAUAGGAUUUGGAAAAUGGGAAUGUGGUUAGAGAUUGGGUCUGCAUUGUCUGUGCCAAAAAUAACCUAACAAAAAUAUUUUGCCAUAAACUCUAAUCCUAAACUAUAGUUUUAAUUAUUUGGGUUCUGAAAUAAGAUGGCAAGUAAUGACAAUAAAUGUCUUUUUUUGAACCGGUAA